Messenger RNA from Panicum hallii, 2888 nucleotides. RefSeq lists its product as uncharacterized. The transcript is spliced from 4 exons. The record is from RefSeq and is a predicted model, not a curated record. Lineage: Eukaryota; Viridiplantae; Streptophyta; Magnoliopsida; Poales; Poaceae. Bases 653 to 2521 code for a protein of 622 amino acids.
UCGUCCCCUCCCUCGUCGCCACUCGACUCGCCUCCUCCUCUCUCUCCACUUGUCUCUGUCCUCCACCUCCGACUCCUCGCCCCGCUCGCUUUCCACUCCGUCCUCGAGAAGCUCUCGCCUCCCUCCGCUACCGCCGCCGCCGCCGCCUCGGCGCCUCCGCCCCGCGCGCGUCCCGUCGUCGCUCCCAGAUUCCAAUUAGCUUCUGGGUUUGCUCUCGAGCGUCACCACGCUUUGCCGUCUCGUGGGAAGCUGCAUCAUUAGCUGGUUUGCAGAGUGAUCUUGUUGAGUUUCUAUAUCAACAGCACUGCAACUUCUUGCAGUAUAGAAAGGCUAUUGCUGUUUUCCACUUAUUGAAUUGCAGACGUGGAAAAUCUCGCACAGUGAAAGCAGAGUCAGUUGCUUCUGAUGUUACUUGUGGAUUUGAUAAAUAAAUAGACUCUCUUCAAGGGUGCGAACAAAUGGAUCGUCAUGAUACGUCUGGGUUUGUUAGUGGAGGAUGCAAGGUGACAAAGGGACUGCUAACAAGCAUAGACUUCUAACACAUUAUAUUUCAUUGCAUUAUGUAACCUAGAAGUGACGCCGAGUCGCUGACUGUACCAUAAAGAUCAGUAGGAUUUGAUGGUAUUCUCAGCCACCAGGAGUAAUUGAUCAUAUGUUUGAACAUUCAGGACAUACUGCAAAAUCUUUGAGUUCAAACAGCCUUGGAAACUGGACCACUCAUAGACCAAUAGUCAUGGAACAAAGAGCUUGUCCUACACAACUUGAUGUGCUUUCCCAAGAUAGCACAGAUUUUGUAUCAAGAGGGAUCAAGCGUAAGCGUGUUGACUUGUCACUUGGCUUAGGUAACUCCUCAAGCUCCUCUGACUCUAGCAAGCAGAGCAUGGGCACAUGCUGCACCCUGUCUUCUACUGCAAAGGAUAAGGAUGAUGGAUCAUCUAUUGACUUGGACCUAAAUUUUCAGUUUAGUCUGUGUAGUGAAGGCACGUCCAAAUUGGGCACAAAUGCUUGUAAUGCUAAGACUUCAGAGAAGCAGCCUCCUACGGAUCUUAAGUUAUCUUUGACUGUCGGACCUGCUGAAUCUAUUGUUACUGAUGUGGACCUUAAUGUGGCCUCCCAAGAUCACACAGUAAUGCUGCAAUCAUGCAAUAUGGCCUCAGUAUCAACUGUUGAUGAAGGAUCAACAUCAGCACGCUGGAAAUCUGGCGGUAUGCUACAUCCUUACCUGUUACCUGUUGGCUCCAAUCAAUCGCACUGUCCUUUACCAAUGCCACCGGCAAUACAACUGGCAAAAAUUCCAGUAGCCUGUUCUUCUGGAGUUAUCAGCCCACAACAGCGCUGUAGUAGCACAAAAGUUUGUUCACAACCAGGAUGCUCUAAAGGUGCCCGCGGUUCAUCUAGGCGCUGCAUUGCACAUGGUGGCGGCAGAAGGUGCCAGAGAGAGGGUUGCAAGAGAGGGGCGGAGGGAAAAACCAUCUUCUGUAAAGCUCAUGGAGGGGGUAGGCGCUGUGAGCAUCUUGGAUGCACAAAGAGCGCCGAGGGUCGCACUGAUUUUUGUAUAGCUCAUGGGGGUGGCCGCCGAUGUAGCAAAGAAGGGUGCAAAAAGGCAGCAAGAGGAAAAUCUGGUCUUUGUAUUAAGCAUGGAGGGGGCAAGAGAUGCCAAAAAGAAAACUGUACAAAGAGUGCGGAGGGACAGUCUGGCUUUUGCAUUGCUCAUGGAGGUGGGAGGCGCUGCAAGCAUGAAGGUUGCACAAAAGGUGCUCAGGGCAGCACUAAUUUCUGCAAAUCCCAUGGAGGUGGUAAGAGAUGCACACAUCCAAAUUGCAGCAAGGGUGCCGAGGGCAGCACACUCUUCUGCAAGGGCCACGGAGGAGGGAAACGCUGUGCAGCUGAAGGCUGCCCAAAGAGUGUCCAUGGUGGCACUGAAUUCUGUGUUGCCCAUGGAGGUGGAAAGCGAUGUGUGGUACCAGGAUGCACCAAGAGUGCUAGAGGACGAACAGACUGCUGUGUUCGUCAUGGUGGGGGCAAAAGAUGCCAAUUUGCUGGCUGCAGUAAGAGUGCACAGGGGAGCACUGACUUUUGCAAGGCUCAUGGUGGAGGCAAGCGUUGCUUAUGGGGCCAACCAGGAUCUGACCUUGCCACCAGCAGUGCUCCUUGCGAGCGAUUUUCAAGGGGAAAGAAUGGACUGUGUGUCGCACACAAUGCUCUGGUGGAAGACAGCCGAGUCCGUGGUGGGGAGACACUUGGUGCUAUGGGCUUACCAGGACCUGUUGCGAACAACAUGGUUAAUCAUGGUUCCAUUUACAGAACUGCGGAUGGUGAGUCAUUCAACCCUUUUAAACUCAGUGAAAGGUCCAACAAUGUUCUGCAUCCUGCAGGGACUCUUCAUCACGGACCAAUAUCUGCUCCCGAGGGGAGGGUGCGUGGUGGUAAUAUUGUUGCUAUGCUAUCUACUGGUAUGAAUCUUGGAAAGCAAUUAAGCUACAAUGUGGAGGCAAGCACCUCGGGGGGAAAUUGGCUGUAGCAUUGAAAAACACCAGCCUGUCCAAUUGGCUUUGCUUCAUGUCAACUGGAAGUAACCUUUUGGUCUUGCCCUAUUGUGUAUCUGGGAGCCAUGCCUGCUGAUAACAUAGCAUUUAUGCUUCAUACGGGAUUUCCGUGUUUUGUUGUAGCUGUAGCUACCUUUGUGUCAUAAAUAAAAAGGGGGAAAGUACUGUAAUCUAUACUAGCACCCAAGUGUGAAACUAGAACUGUUGGUUUGAGAUGUAACAAAUAAUCUUCUGAACCUGUGUGUUUCUUGUUCUGAGUACAAUAUUAGGAUUGAGCUAAGCUCCUGCAGUGCAUGUGUGGAACUGUUUGAACUCUACUCUAGAAUAUGUUAUACCUAUUUA